Messenger RNA from Exserohilum turcica Et28A, 3960 nucleotides. RefSeq lists its product as uncharacterized. The transcript has 2 exons. Gene Ontology annotation, molecular function: 3'-tRNA processing endoribonuclease activity. Gene Ontology annotation, cellular component: mitochondrion. Lineage: Eukaryota; Fungi; Ascomycota; Dothideomycetes; Pleosporales; Pleosporaceae. The coding region runs from base 25 to 3960 and encodes 1311 amino acids. Gene Ontology annotation, biological process: mitochondrial tRNA 3'-end processing. The record is from RefSeq and is a predicted model, not a curated record.
UAGACAACACCACCCCACAGCAAAAUGGCGGCUCCUCAAGCACCAGCACCACCCCUGUACAAGAACAUCAUCGUGUCCGGUGGGGCCCGCGGCAUUGGCCGGGCCCUGACUCGGAUGAUGCUCGAGGCCGGUCACCACGCCUACAUCUUGGACAUUGACGAGGAAGAGCUCGAGCAUACAGCCAAAGUCCACCUCCAGCAGUACUACGCAGACGGUAGACUAGGGUAUGCCAUCUGCGACCUUCGCAACGUGGAUGAGAUCCGAGCCAAAGUCAAGGAAGCUGCCGCCUUUUUCAACGAACGCAUCGAUGUUCUCAUCAACAACGGCGGUAUCGCCACACCACAGUGGAAGGAUGGCAAGACGAUGGAAGACCCUUCAACAAUCGACGAGUGGAGAGCUUACAUGGACACUAACCUCACGGCUCCGUUUUCCAUGUCCCAAGCAUGCAUUCCCUAUAUGAAAGCGCGGGCAUCGGAUGUCGAACACGGAGCACACAUGCAGAAUGCAAACAACUCCAGCCCCGCGGGGCCGUGCAUUAUCCACAUUGGCUCGUUCCGCGCGCACCAGUCGGACCCAAACCAGGAGGGAUAUGCGUCGAGCAAGUCGGGUCAGAUAGGCCUGAUGCACUCGAUGGCCAUCAGUCUGGGUAGUCUGGGUAUCCGGGUCAACCUCAUUGCCCCCGGUCGUAUCAAGGUGGCACACGAGAGCAAGGAGGGCGACGAAAAGGGAACCGAUUGGGCCAGCCAGAUCAGCGAGAAGGAUAUUUCAGAUCAUCCAACCAACAGAGCUGGCAGGCCCAAGGAUAUCGCCGAUGCCGCUCUGUAUCUCAUCGAGGCAGGCUUCGUUACGGGACAGGACAUUACUCCAUUGGAGCCCGUGGAUGCGAGAAACAAGCCACUUGCGGAUAGCAGCAGUCUGAAGAAGACGUCAAAAGACAUGUCGUGCAGUAUUGAAAUAAUUACGACGCCUACGGCUGACAGCCCUGGCACAACGCUGGUGUUGAGGACGGCGAGCAAGCACUAUGUUUUUGGCAAUAUGGCUGAGGGCACGCAGCGUGCAAUGGUGCAACAAGGGACGCGCUUGCUGAAGGCACAGGACUUCUUCUUGACUGGAAAGGCCGAGUGGCAGAAUAUGGGCGGGCUCAUUGGCAUGAUGCUCACACUGGCCGACGCGAGCACAAGCUCUUAUACUACUGCCAUGGAAACAUUCAAGCUGGCGCAAGAGCGGGGCAAAAAGGCUGAUGAGCCGGUCAAGCCGCAUUUCGACGUGUACGGCCCACCCAACUUGAAGCACACGGUGGGCACCUGUCGGAGGUUCAUCUUCCGGAAAGGUAUACCCAUUGUUGCGACCGAAUACACCAAGCAGUCGCCGGAAAAAGAUGCAAAUGGUACCAUACUCCCCACCUGGCAGGACUCCAACAUCAACGUAUGGGCCAUGUCCAUCUCUCCGGCUGUAUCGAAACCAGAUGUCAUGGCAGAAGCCGAACUCGAAGCACGGCGGCAGCACUUUGACGCACACCUAAACACGUUUGAGGAUUUCCAGGCUCCCGAGAACGAGACUCCAAAAGCCCGUGAGCUUAGAUACGACAAGAUACGGACCGCGACUAUCAAGUACAUGUUUGAUUCAAACUGGAGCUUCGAUACGCUGGUAGAGCAGCACAUAUCUGCGGUGAAUAUGCCCGCUGCCAUGUUCGUUCGCAACCCAGAAACGCAUGCCUAUGAACCUUACACCGGUCCAAAGCCAGGAGGGCCAGAUCCUCUUCCUGAUAUUACCGUCUGGACCCGAACUCCCUGGCCUGGUGCUCAAAUCCUGGCUCUUCCGCCCACCCAACCCGCCAAAGAGUGUAUUUCGUACAUUGUGCGAUCGCACCCUACUCGCGGACAGUUUGAUGUUGCGCGCGCAAAGGAACUGGGCAUCACUCCAGGCCCGCAAUUUGGCCAGCUUUCAAAGGGUAUAUCGGUCCAGAAUGCCAAUGGAGAUUGGGUUACGCCAGAGCAAGUCAUGGGCGCUGAUAGGCCUGGCCAAGGAAUUGCCAUUCUCGACGUGCCCUCGGUUGAUUAUGUCGAGAGCAUAGUUCAGCGGGAAGAACUCCAUUCACCAGAAGUCAUGCAAGGCAUCGGGGCCAUUGUCUGGGCGCUUGGUCCCGGUGUGGUUGGCCACCCUACUCUGGCAGAGUUCAUGGAGAAGUUGAGUAAUGUGGAGCAUGUCAUAUCUUCCAUAGAUACUGCACCGAACCGUAUCACUAAUGAUUCGGUCGCUACACAAGCUACUCGCCUGGGGCUAGUAGACCCUGCCAGAUAUUCCACGCCCGUGUUCGACGCUACUAGCGUGCCUCAGAAGAGUUUGUACAGAAAUGGUCAGCCAACCUCUUCUGAGAUGCCGAGAGGUGCCAUUGCCGCUGAUCGAGGGUUAACAUUCACGCUAAUGCCAAAAUUCUCUAUGAAGAAGGAGACGAUUUCAAAGCUCUUUGACGAUGGAAUAGUCAGAAACGAAACAGCGCCUGAGGUCAUUGAGCUCGCCAAGAAAGCCCAGGAAACGGUACAGCUCAAUCGGGGUGAUAUGACCCUGUGGAGACAGCUACUGGCACGCCCAGAUACCGAAGUCACCACGCUUGGCACAGGUUCAGCCUUGCCGUCAAAGUAUCGCAACGUUUCUGCGACGCUGGUUCGUGUGCCAGGUAUUGGAAACUACCUCUUUGACUGUGGUGAGAACACUCUGGGCCAGCUCUCCAGAGUCUUCCCCUACGAAGAGCUCAUCGACAUUCUCAAAAACCUAAGGGUCAUUUGGAUCAGCCAUCUGCACGCCGAUCACCACUUGGGCACUACAGCUGUGAUCCGAGCCUGGUACCAAGUAGUACACAACAGCGUGCCAAACACGCAGCCACUCGGCAAUUCGGUGGGCGGCCUCGAUGCCAGCGCUUAUGGCCUUUCUGUCAUCUCACAUAGUGGUAUGCUCCAGUGGCUCAAUGAGUACUCUGCGAUUGAAGAUUUUGGGUACAGUCGCAUCUUGCCUCUACAAAUCACGGCAAACGAACAGCGCAACCCUUCACGACUGUCAAUCCUGAAUUCGUUCGGGAAGGAAGAGGCGGAAAACCCGGCCGUGUAUAGGCGGGUAUACGAGCAACUCUUUGGGUUCGAAGACAUUCAGGCCGCGAAAGUAGCGCACUGCCAUGGUGCCAUGGCCGUUUCGAUGACCUUCCCGCGCUCACCCUCAGACCUUGAGGAUGUAGAGCCCCUCAAAGUCAGCUACUCGGGUGACUGCCGACCUAGCUACCACUUCUCAAAGAUUGGCAAGGACACCACGGUGCUCAUUCAUGAAGCUACAUUCGACGAUGCGUUGCAGGGUGAUGCAAAAGCCAAGAAGCACUCAACGACUUCUGAGGCUCUUGGCAUUGGCGCCCAGAUGAAUGCCAAGGCUGUUGUCCUGACGCACUUCAGCCAACGGUAUCAGAAGAUCCCUGUGCUGCAGACGGUCACAGACGGCGAGCAAGAAGACCCACUCCUUGACCCCGCCAAAGUGGCUGAAGACGUUCCCGAGGAUGACGAAAUGGACCCAACCCUGGACAAUGCGGACAACAUGGACAUACAUCCUACCAUUGCCCCCGCUCGCGAAGCAGCAAAGCCUAUCCCGACCUUGCAGCACCAAGUCUCGUCCUUGGGCGAGAACGAGCGCGUGAUCAAGAUUCGCAAUAAAGACUUGAAAGUGGCUAUUGCAUUUGACUACAUGCGCGUCAAGAUUGGAGAGAUAUGUGAGCUGGAACACUUUAACGAGGCAUUGAAUACAUUGCUACUCAAGGAGGUGCAGGCAGACGCUGAGACGCAGGACGUGAAUGAUUCGAUGAGCAAUGGCAAGCGUGCCAGCGAGGACGAUGGAGAGGGGGGGAAGGCAAACAAGAAGAAGCAGAAGCAACAGCAACAGCAACAGAAGAGCAAAAAGCAAAAGAGCCAGAGGAAUAACUAG